Messenger RNA from Cryphonectria parasitica EP155, 834 nucleotides. RefSeq lists its product as uncharacterized. Lineage: Eukaryota; Fungi; Ascomycota; Sordariomycetes; Diaporthales; Cryphonectriaceae. The transcript is spliced from 2 exons. The record is from RefSeq and is a predicted model, not a curated record. Gene Ontology annotation, molecular function: 3'-5'-RNA exonuclease activity. The annotation marks the transcript as partial. Gene Ontology annotation, cellular component: nucleus. Gene Ontology annotation, biological process: U6 snRNA 3'-end processing.
UCCCCUCUCCCUCCCCUCCCACCAUCCUUCCACAACCUUUACGCCACCACUGUCCGCCCCGCCGCUGCCGACCUCCCAAGCCUCCACCAAGGCCGCAAGCGCGUAAUCCCACACGUCCCCGGCAACUGGCCCUCUCACCUCUACGCCGAGUGGCACCCCGAUCCAAUCCACCACGCUGCCCUCACCUCCCUGCUAGACGCCCUGACCACCACCACCACCAACAACAACAACGCCGGCCUGGAGCUCACCACCUUCCUCACCUCGGACCUCGGCGCCCCGCUGCCCCUGCACGUAAGCCUCUCUCGACCCUUUGUCUUGCGCACGAGCGAGAGGGAGCCAUUUCUGGCUACUCUGGAGCGCGACAUAGCGGCGAGCGGGGUACGGGCCUUUGUGCUUGUUCCCGAUGGCCUGGCGUGGUUCCGCAGCGCGGAGGGCGGACGGAGCUUCCUUGUCUUGAGAAGGAGAACGAAGAAGAAUUACCAGCUGUCGACGCUGCUGGGCAAGUGUAAUGACCUGGUCGCGGCGUACGGGCAGCCAAGGUUAUAUGCCCGGUCCGGGAACGAUGAUGACGACGGCACCACGGCAGCGUCAAGGGAGGGAGGCGGUGUGCAGGCUGUAGGUGGUGGUGAAGAAGAUGAUGCGGCGGGCUCGGUAGAUGAUGCCUUCCACGUCUCCAUCGCGUGGUCCUUCGCCGUGCCUACGGCCGAUAUCCGUGAGCAGACAGCCGCCGUGUUUGCGCGGAAGGAGUUCCAAGAGGGGAUCAUGAGGGCCAUCAGGAUACCCGUCAACGGCGUCAAGGUCAAGAUCGGGAACGUGGUCACAGACAUCGCGCUG